AUGGAUGCAUCGACCGCGGAGAGCCAUGCGCCUCCCCCAAAUUCAUCCACUCCGACAAGCGCCGAACGUUGGCUACACUGCAACGCGUGUUUCACUCUGCCCGGAGGUGUGCCGGCCAUCCACUACUACUUCGUCACAUGUGGCCACAUCUUCUGCAAGGCAUGCUGCGCAAAAGGUGCGUCGUUCGCGAAAAACCGACAAUGCUUUCUUUGCAAGAAGGAGCAAGUACAAUACAUGGAAAUCAACCGUAACAUCGUUGCAAAGUUCCGAAACUUGUUCCGACCGGCAAAAGACUUGGCGCAAGAAAUGAUGGCCGAGCUGCAACGAGUACUCGAGUUCCAGGCACGGCACAAGAACGGCCUGAUGAAGCACGUCACCUUGAAGACGGAAAAAGCCGUCGGUUACGCGAAGUCGGCGCGUGGUGAGAUCGAGAAGAUGAAGUCAAGAGAGCAGGGCCUGCUGAAACAAUGCGGCACCAUAAAGAAGCACAACGAAAAGAUCACCGCCGACUACGACCAGCUCAAGCAGGAUUUUGAGGAGCUGCGCAACAAGUACGAAGCACUCGCUAAGGGCCUCCCCAAUCAACCCGACUAUCUCGGCGGCGCACCAGGCCUCGGCGACAGCCAGUCAUUCUCCGGGUCACUCGUCUUCGAUGCGGUCACCAGCACACCCAAUGGACGGGAUAUCGUGAUCAGCACACGGAACCACUUGGCUGAAGCCUUCAAGACAAACUCCGGGACGGCGCCAUCGCCCAUCAUCAGCGCGAAGGGCCUGCUGACGACGCCAGCCAUGCUCGGUCUCCAGAAGCCCUAUCAAAGUGUGUUCAGCUUGAGUACCGGGCAACGUCGGCAGAAGACAAACCAUCCUCCGGCCGUCAACUCUGCUGUCCCGACGCGUGCUCGUGAUCGGCCCAACGACGACUUUGGCAUGGACCUAUCG
This is a messenger RNA of Mesorhabditis spiculigera, 939 nucleotides long. The record is from the annotation of a GenBank genome assembly. NCBI's taxonomy places the organism in Eukaryota, Metazoa, Nematoda, Chromadorea, Rhabditida, Rhabditidae.